AUGCUCAGGGCCACCACACUGCAUGGGAAGGUAACCACCCACUCAUGCCGCGGGAGCAGUUAUACUGCAAGGGGAAGCGUGGGUCGGGUGGGGGUGGAAGCAGAGGAUCUCGCUCGGCGGACGGAACCGGCGGGCGGGAUCCAACACGUCGGACCGCCGGAGUCUUACUACGGGGUCCCGGCGGUCGGCAACGGAAAGCGGUCAGAGGACCGCUUUCUGGCAGCCGCAAAACUGACGAAAAGUGAAGGGGGCAAAGCCACCCAGAAAAGGUAGAGGGAGGGGAAAAAAGGAAACCCCCUCAAACCCGAGAAGAAAACGAUCCCCAGACAGGGGGCCCAAAACAGGAAAAUGCAGAAAAGUCAUAAGAGAAAAUGCAUCCCUACAGCAAAAAAGUAAGGACAGAAAAAUACAAUCUAAAUAAAUAAAUCAUAAUGGCAGUAGGAAGGUAAACACAUUCUAAACAAAUAAAUCCCUACAGCCAUAAGAAUGUAGAUGCAGAAAAACAGAGUAAAUAAAUCAACUAAGCAAUCACUACAGCACUUAGCAGGUAGGUGUAGAAAAUACAGUAUAGCUAAAUAAAUCAAUCACUAGAGCACUAAGAAGGUGGAUGCAGAAAAUACAGUAUAGCUAAAUAAAUCAAUCCCUACAGCACUAAGUAGGUUGAUGCAAAAAUACCCUCUAAACAAAUUAAUCAAUACAGUAAUAAACAUAUAAAUACAGUAAAAUAUCCACAACCACCCAUAUAAAACAGGAGGCAGUGAUACUCUGACCUGUACUGACUGCGGAGCAGCAAAGAAAGAGGAAAUAGUUAGUUGGGAGAAGCCUUUUAUAGAUUCCUGAUUUUUUUGUCUCUGGUUUUUUUAUCUCUAUGUUAAUGUGCUGCUGUGGAGUUCUAGUAAAGAGAGACUUAAGCAAAUAUGAAGCCUCCUGUCAUGCUAUAAAAUCUGUAUUACUUUAUUUCAUGAGGAGAAACUUCACUCUGUCGCAUUUAGAAAUACAAAUUUGCAUGAUUCUUAUUCACGAAUCGAUCUAUGCUUAGUACAAGCUAAUACUUUGAAAGAAAUAAAUACAAUCCAAAUUAAGGAUAAUACUUGGUCAGACCAUAGUUUCUUAAUUUUGGAAAUAGGUAAGAUCCUACAGAGAUCUACUGAUUCCUGGAGAAUGAACGACUCUCUCUUUAAGCUCAAGAUAAAUCAAGACAAUAUAAUUAAACUCUCAAGGUUUUUUUGGCUUGAAAACUCUACCCCUGAUAUUCUAGAUUCCACUUUAUGGUCUUCAUAUAAAGCGGUUAUUAGAGGCUAUCUUAUUAAAAUUGAAAAACAAUCUAAAACUAGGAUAAAUAGAGAUCUAACAGAUCUAAAUAUUCAAUAUUUUAACCUGUCUAAAAUUAAUAAAGAGUUUCCAACUCCUCAAUUAAGAUCAGCACUUCUAGAACUACAAAAACAAAUUAAUUUUAAGACAGAAGAAAAGAUUAGAAAAACAAUUAAUAAAUUGAGAUUAAAUACUUACCAUCAAAGUAACAAAGCAAAUAAAAACUUAACCAAAAGAUUAAAAAAGCAAAAUUCAAAUAAUAGGAUCAAUAAAUUGGUUGCGGAUAAAAAUACAUACUCUUCCCCAGAAAAAAUUGGGCAACUAUUUAAUGAAUUUUACAGUAAACUAUAUGAUUUGGAUAUUUCAUCAGAUAAUCAAGAUAUUAAACAAUAUUUGGAUAAUAUCAAUAUCCCAAAAAUCAAUAAUCAAGAGUUAGCCCAACUUAAUUAUGAGUUUACAAUAGAAGAGGUUGAAAGAGAGAUUGAUAAACUUCAAUUAAAUAAGACACCUGGUCCAGAUGGUUUUACUAAUCUUUUUUAUAAAGUAAUGAAAAAAGAGAUAACUACUCCUUUAACGGCUCUUUUUAAUGAAAUGGCCAAUACCGCUAAAACACCAGAGGAGUUAUUACAGGCCAAUAUUCUUCCAAUAUUGAAACCAAAUAAGGAUCCAACUGAUGUUAAAAAUUACAGACCAAUUUCUUUAAUCAAUACAGAUAUGAAAAUAUAUGCAGCAAUCUUAACAACUAGAUUAAAACUUCUUGUUGAGAGAGUCGUUCAUUCUGAUCAGGUUGGAUUUCUGCCAGGUAGAUCCUCUGAUACAUGCACUAGAAGAAUAGUGAAUAUUUUGGAUGGUGCACUCCGUCGGGAGAUUCCGCUGCUGACCCUGUCAUUAGAUGCCGAGAAGGCCUUUGACAGGGUCAGUUGGCGUUUCCUUGAUGAGGUGCUGAUUUCUUUUGGAUUUAUAGGGUGGAUUCAUGAUGCCAUUUUGGCACUCUAUUCUGAACCAACAGCUAGAACUGUAGGUGUAAAUAUUCAAUCAAAUUGGUUUAGUUUACAUAAUGGCACACGCCAGGGAUGUCCUUUAUCUCCCCUUCUUUAUAUUUUAACUUUGGAACCUUUAGCUAUUAAUAUUAGGAAUAACUUGAAUAUCACAGGUUUUCCAAUGAAGAAUUCAGAAGCAAAAAUAUCACUUUAUGCCGAUGAUAUACUAUUAACACUCACUUCUCCAGAAUCCUCACUUCCUCAAGUUUUAUCUGCUAUAAAAAGCUACUCUAAGGUAUCUAAUUACAAACUUAAUAUAUCCAAAUCAAUUGCUGUAACUACUAAUGUUAAUAUCCGUAGCCUAAAAGUUCUCCGAGAAAAUUAUGAUUUUGUAUGGACUAACAGGGUUUUUAAUUAUUUGGGAGUCAUAAUUUCACCUCAAGUUAACAAUAUUAUGGAAAUAAAUGUAUUGAAUCUCCUAAAAUAUACAAAUAUAAAAUUAAAAGAAUGGCGUCUGACCGAAUCCUCUUGGAUCGGCAGGAUUAACAUAAUUAAUGCCUAUAUUAUGCCCAAAUGGUCUUAUCUAUUUAGGAUGAUUCCCCUUCAAAUUCCAGAAAUUUGGUUAACCAUGAUACAAUCUAGUUUUCAAAAAUUCAUCUGGAAAACGACGAGGCCUAGAAUAAGUUCUAAAGUUCUUUCUAGGAAACCUCAAAACGGAGGUAUAAAUUAUCCAAAUAUUAGAAACUGUUAUUACGCUAAUAUUAUUGGUCACAUAUACAAAUUGCAGGUUGAAUCGUUUAAAACAGACACAUGGUACCAAAUUGAAUCCGAGGCAGUUGGAAAAGACAGAUUGGAAAUGUAUUUAUGGCGUAAAAGUAAUAAAAAAACUACAGAAUUUCUAUGUAGUAAAUCAUUAAUUUUGUCACAAAUUAUUAGCGCAUGGGAGAAGAUAAAAAAACAAAAAAAAAUCUCCGAUAAAAUAAUUAAGUCAUCCCAUUUGAUCAUUUUAGAAGACAAUAUUGAGGACAUUUCUUUAAAUAAAUGGUCUAAAUUUCAAUGGACGAUUGGAGAUAUCCUCCAUGAAGACCAAAUUUUACCUUUUGCAGAUAUUCAAGCUAAACUUCUUCUCCCUAAUAAAGAAUUUUUUUCUUAUUUAAGAAUUAAAAAUUUUCUGAAUUUGUUUUUACUAAAUAUCUCACCAAAAAUUGAUAUUCUUUUUCAAACUAUUUUCAGAUAUACUAAGGUUAAUAAUAUUCUUUCAAAAGCUACUAAUUUGUUAUCCAACCUUGAUCAUCAACCCUUAAAUAUACUUGUUAAAUGGAAAAAUAUCCUGAAGAUCGACAUAACUGAGCAGGAAUGGUGUAUGUCUCUUAGAGAUACUCGCAAAUAUAUUCAUUGUCAGAAUAUAUUUGAAUGUCAAUAUAAGGUCAUGUAUAAAUGGUAUCUGACUCCACAUAAAUUAACUAAGAUGUAUCCAGGUCAAACUUCACAUUGCUGGCGUUGUGGUUCUACAGAGGGAACACUUGUUCAUAUAUGGUGGCAUUGUAAAUUGGUUAAAAAUCUCUGGGAAUGGUCCUUUGAAAUUCUUAAAUGUUUAUUUAAUAUUACAAUCAAAAAAGGUCCAGAUACAGCAUUGCUACAUUUAAAUUGGAAACUUUCUUCCACUCCAUCUAUAUGCCUUGUAAAUCAUUGUUUCCUCGCAGUUAAAAUACUAAUAGCAAGACAAUGGAAGUCACAUCUCCCCUUUAUGAGGAGUCAGCUUGUUAAUCAAAUUUUACAUCAAUUUAAAAUGGAAAAAGACUUACCAUUUCAUUCUAUGCUUUCUUUAAAAAAACAAGAUCAAUAUAUAAAUUGGAUACGGAUCUUAGAAAAUAAAUGAAUUAUCCUUUUGCACUCCUCCUGCUCGGAAUGAGAUAGUCCUGUAAAACCCUAUUAUUAUAGGGAUAUUUCUUUAUAAAUCUUCAGACUGACCAUGGCCCAUAUAUAUAUAUAUGUUUGUAUUUACAUAGCUAUAUCUAUUUUUAUUCGAUGCGAGUUCUAUAAGAUACAGAAUAUAUUUCUACUGAGAGUCUUUGGGUUGUUUAGCUUGGGACUUACUUAAUAGAUACGUUAAAAUAGUUGUAACAAUGUAAAUUUUAUGUUUUGUUUUGUCAUUGUACACUUGUCUUAUUCUGUAUGCACUUUAUUACUUGUCAUUGUAUGAUAAAAUGUUAUAAUAAUAAAAAAAGAAAGAAAAAAAAAAAAAGAAAUACAAAUUUGCAUGUUAUCACUUUUGUUGCACUCUUUUUUUUCUUUAUUUAAAUUUAUGCAAUAGUGUGCUAUUUUGUCAGUAGAUUAAAUUAAUGUAAGCACUUGGAACAAAGUAUUCAGCGGUGCUUAAAAUUAACUAGUUAAGAAUUAAUCAAAUAUAGUUGUCAGGAUAUCACUGACCUAUUUUCUUUCUGUUACAACCAUUUGUUUGAUAAUGAUAAAAAUAAUUUUACAACAUAAUACAAAAAACAUAACAUGUUCACUUGUACCCAAACAAUUUCAAAUAUGUAUGAUCUCAUGGCAAUUGCAUAACUCAAUAGUUCUAUGGAAGGAAAACAGCAAGAAAAGUGGGCUAGAACAAAAAAAGAAUUAGAUUAGAACAGAAGGUCAGAAUAUUAUCAUGUGAUCCUUGCAUAACUCAUCUAAUCACAAAAAUGGACCAAAAAUGUUGUUUCCUGUUACUCACCUGGCAGCUGAGCUUGAAUAUUCUGCCAGUUCUGCCAGGAAUUAGCAUAAUUAAGAGGAGGGGAUGGGAGAUCUACAUCAACGGAAUAAAAGCAAAAAGAUUGCCCACUGCUCUUCAUUAUUCAAGUGACAAGACAAGCUCACAUUACUUAAUGAUGCAAUCCAGAACACAAGUUAAAGUUAGCAAAUGCACAUAUUGCAUCAAACAAAAACAUUUUUUAUAAAAAUAAAAUACACAUAUUCACACACAUAUAAAUAUUACACAUACACACAUAUACAUAUAUACCAAUAUUUUGGGUGUUGAACAUUUUAGUUUCGUCAUGGGAUAUAAGUAUAGUGGGCUAGGCAACCAUCGAAACUCCAAAGGUUGUGAACUAAAUCUCCCAUAAAGCUCUUAGAGUCAUAAUACUGGCAAAGCAUUAAGGGAAAUGUAGUCCACAAAAUCUGGAGUACUGAAAGUUGCAUGAUUCUGUUAAAAAUGCUAGAGAGAAGUGGAGGAAGGAUGUGGUUUAAAUAGGCAUUAGUGGACCUGGCUGCAUCGAACAAAUCUGUAUGUACUCUAGAUCAUUUUCCCAUGUAUAACACAAGAGUUAAUAAGGUUAUAGAGACAGAAUCUUGAUGAAGUUGCUAGGGAAAUAUUUAUGUGUGCUGUAUAUAAAAUGUUUCCUGGGGCGGAGACAGCGCCUGCACAAGCUGGACGCACAUCUAGACAGCUCUGCAAGCUUACCCCGAUAUAAAGGGUAAUUUCCGACAUCAGCUCCACUAUUGCGCCCAGAGGGCACCAGACAGACACCCAGAGGUAUAGGGAAAAAGAACAAAAAGCAUCGAGCGGACCCUGACUCGGGAUCCAGAGAUAUAGGGGUCUUUCUGAAACAGACAAGAUAGCGACUGUUGAGGCCUAUACCUCAAUGUCAUUGGAUGAUCCCCCCUCAUCUCAGCCACGCUCAGCACCACAGACAACUGCAGAGUUGCAGGACUCAGCCCUAUCUACUAAAGCAGAUAUCAAGGCACUAAUGACAGAAAUCAAGGGCAUGUUCAAAGUGGAUAUGGCACUGAUCCGUGAGGCAGUGUCUAAGCUCACUGACAAAGUGCAGGCAGCAGAGGAAGGCAUGGAGGGAACCAAGCUGGCACAAUCCACUACCGAUGCCACAACAGGAGCGCUAUAGAAACAAUGCGCAGACCAACAGGCGCAGAUAGCCUCCGUGAAGGAUAGGGCCAGAGCACAAAAUUUUAAAAUGCGGGGAGUACCGGAAACAAUUGCAGGAGCCAAACUCCCUCACUACUGUAGGAGGCUUAUUGCCACGCUGCUAAUGCCCAAACAGGCAAAACAACUGUUUCAGACUUACAUAGUUACAUAGAUACAUAGCUGAAAAGAGACUUGCGUCCAUUAAGUUCAGCCUUCCUCACAUAUGUUUUUACUGUUGAGGAAGGCUCCUAACACAGCUCAAGAUGCACCCAGGGACGUUUGAAGUAGCACAGAUGGCAUUUUUCCAUGGAUUUUCCAGACAUACCCAGGUAUGGCAAAGAUCCCUCAAGCAAGUUACCUAGCUACUACAAGAGCACUCCAUUCCUUACAAAUGGGGACCGUGUCAAAUCCUGGCUCAUAAGCUCCUAACACAGCCCAAGAUGCAUCCAGGGAUGUUUGAAGUAGCACAGAUGGCAUUUUUCCGGGGAUUUUCCAGACAUACCCUGGUAUGGUAAAGAUCCCUCAAGCAAGUUACCUAGCUGCUACAAGAGCACUCCAUUCCUUACAAAUGGGGACCACGCCGAAUCCUGGCUCAUAAGGCCAGCAAGACACAUCUGAUAUCACCCUCUCUGAAGCAUCAGCUUUCCUCCAGUCCCUCGGCAUACCGGCAGAGAAGGCUCAACUGACAGAUCGCCCAUCUGUCACAGGAGUUGUACCCCAACACACAGGAAAGAAGAAACCCACAAAAGGUGGAUCUAAAAGGCCUGUUACCGAGCCCUAUAGUGGCCGGACUUAACUUAUUAAUAUUGCGAGAAUCAAGAUCAAGGAUACAGAAAUUCACAAAGUCAAGACAAAGCCGGGUCAGGAUACCAGAAAAUACAAGUCUAAUACGAAGCCGAGGUCAAGAUACCAGAAAUCACAAGGUGAAUACGAAGCCGGGGUCAGGAUACCAGAAAUCGCAAGGGCAACACAAAGCCGGGUCACGAUACCAGAAAUCACAAGGUCAAUACGAAGCCGAGGUCAAACACAGAAAAUCACUAGGGAAUCACUAGGCACACAAAGCGAGGAUCUAUACAGAAACCACGAUAGAGCAAUGAAUGGAGGCUAAAACAAGCCUUAAAUAGGCUCACAAGAGUUCCCAUUGGUCCACGUUAUCUUUGCGAGCCCAAACAGCAUUGGGUCGCCUAGCUGAUAUGGUCCCUUUAAGGUAAUGAUGUCAUGGCUUAAUUUUAAUUUAUUUCUAGGGGCUGCAGAGGGAGACAUUUGCGGGACCAAAGGUAAGCAUUCUAUUCAUGCCGCGCGGCCACAAGGGGCAUGCAGGCCACGCGACCCGAGAAGAGGAGCGGCGCAGUUGCUGGGUAAAGGUACGUUUGUGACACCAUCCUGGACUGUAGAGGGAAUUACCCCAUUUGUAUCCAGAGGAAGUGGGUGGGGGACAACCACCUUACCUACAUGAAGUCUGCACCAACAGGUACUUGUUUCAUUAUUUUGCACUGUUUUAUAAUGCAUAAGACCCAUUAUUUGUUUAUUUCUCUAUAACCUUUCACUCGUUCCACUGGCUCCAUAAGCUAAUGGUCUAGCCCCAUGUUUAGUCCCCCCCCCGCCCUUUUUUUUUUACUAGAACAUGCAACAGCAUAGAGUCGCUUUUUAUGUAGGUGUAACUAUGCACGCUCAGCCCAAGUCCUCGGCCUUCUGAACAGGAAAAGGUCCUACUAGCUGUGACCUACAGAUAUUGAAGGCUUGUAAGCCUAUUACUCACCCCAUAAGCGCCUUAGAUGAGCUUUUGCUCAACAACAUUGUGAUGAUAAGCUAUACGGUGCAAUAAGCCCCAUACCUGCCCCCCUUCAGAUAUAGAUCACUUACACUUUCACUGACGAGAAAAGGAAUCCUGGUUACAAUAACUUAAAAUGAGUUGACUCAUGCUAUGUGAUCUUAAUGUCAAAACUAUUAUAACAAGCUCAUUACUGUACGAUUCUCAUGCUAUGUUGUAAUUCAGCGAUAACUCGCAAAAAUAAAGAAUUUAUAAAAAAAGGUUUCCUGUAUAUUUUUACUUCUUUUCUAUUUAAAAAUGACUAUAUUAUACAAAUGUUAAUUCCAAUAAACAUAUAAAUUACACAUUUUUAACUUUUAAACAUAACAAAGGUAACAAUUUCUUACUACAUGACAAACAUCAUAUUAUUGAAAAAAAUAAAUAAAACCUAUACAAAUAAAUAUAGGAGACAUUUAAACAAUAAGAAAGUGAUUUCUUUGUUCCCGAUGAUCUUUUUAUAAUCAAAAAGUGUAUAGUCAUUUAGAGAAAUUGCUCAUUGUUCAGUUAUAAUUAAUGCUUAUCAUAUGCUUUACUUGUUAGGGUAUGUACUUCGCUGGUGUUCCAAAAAAUGUAAGAGAAGGAAAGUUGCAUCCUGCAUGGAGAGUAGCCAACAUUCUGUUAUCCAGCUGUUCUAGACCACUUAAGCAAACAGCAAGGCCCACACAACCCUUUCUCUUUUAAUUAGGUGGCAUGUUUAUAAUAGUGGUUAUGGCACUACUACAGGACCCUUAUUUCUUAGACUUGACCUUGUGAGACUUGUAAUCUGACAUAACCUUUUUAUCAUGUUUUGUGCCCACAAUGUAGCCUUCCAAAGGUUUCUAGCAGAAUGUUAAAAAAAUUAUUCGUCCCAGCGAUUACAUGAAAACCUGUUGUUUGUUUUUCAUGAAGCAAUGGAUAAAUCUGUAUUUUAAUAUCCCUACACUAUUUAUUCAGCUUUCUACUCACAUUUUCUCACCGACAGAAAUAACACAGCUAGUAAGAAAUGUAUUUUCUAACAUUAUUCUUAUAUGUAUUAUUUUAAUGUGACUUGGCUGUUCUUGGUGGCAGAAACUGUAGAUCAGUGCACUAAAAUGUAUAACAAUUGCAUAUUGCAAAUUGAUUUAAUAUAUAAAUGUAAAUUGUAGAGAACUGGAAACUGCAAACUUUUGGUUGAAAUGUGACAACGGCUGUCAUUUUUCUUUUUUCAAAUCAAUACUUUUUGGAUUUAUUUCACUGUAAUCUAUCAUUUAAUAAGUAAAGCCCAAUUGUUUUAUGAAGUAGAAAGUAGAGUUUAAAAAUGUUUCUGCUUCUCAGCAGCUAGUAUCUUUCAGUUUAAUAAUUAUUAAUAGAAGGAACUGGGGGUUUUAUUAAAACAUAUCCACAAGAUUUGGGUAUGCUAGAGCACAGACAGCUUAAGAACAAGUGAAAGUGAGGACUUGGCCUAGAUUACUUGCUACAGUUAAUGCAGCAGUGCAGAUGAUUGGCUUGGCACUUUUUUGUUUAAGAACAAGUGCCAGUGUAGAUUGCAAUCUAAGGCUACUUGCCAUGUGUCAAACAAGAAAAAACAUAGAAAAAACAAGAAUAACAAAUAAAUUGCCAGUAUAGCCAUUGCAUGUAUUCUUUUACAAAUUCCCACCAAAGGCAACAUGACUUACCUAAAUGCUCACCCAAACACCCAACAUGGACCUCAGGAUUGUUGCUAGGAUUGUUGCAUUUUAUGGCCUCUCCCAUAUAUAAUGAUUAAAGCCCUUCAUAAAACCAGCCCUAUACCAUGCCUUAAAGGGACACUACACUGCCCCAAAGUAAAAAUAAAUACAUUACUUUUAAAGGAACUACAACUACAGCUUGUUCUGGUGACUAUAAUCAUUGCCUUCAGGCAUUUUCAUGCAAACACUUCCUUUUCAGUGAAAAUGCAGUGUUUACAUUCCACCCUAGGAACACCUCCAAAAAAGCAUUGGAUUGGCUAAACAUGGGCAAUUCUGAUUAUGUCACCAAGGACGCACAUCGGGGACGGGGCCCCCCUUCCAUAAAUAUAGAAAAAUCCUACUGUAUUCAAGCCUGAAGGUGUAACUCUGCAUGCUGUUAGACUCAGAAAAACAAGCAGUCUGCUGACAUCAUCAGAAGUGGUGGCCUGAUCCACAUUGGUGGCUUGAUCACAGUGCUUCCCCAUAGGAUUGGCUGAGACUGACAAAGAGGCAAAUCAGGGGAAGAGCCAGGAUGAUUCAAACACAGUGCUGGCCAAUCAGCAUCUCCUCAUAGAGAUGAAUUGAAUCAAUGAAUCUCUAUGAGGAAAGUUCAGUGUCUGCAUGCAGAGGGAAGAGAUACUGAAUGUUUGGAUGCAUUUUAGGCAGCCAUGACCCAGGAAGGAUCUCUUACAGCCAUCUAAGGAGUGGCCAGUGAAUUUAUCACUAGGAUGUAAUGUAAACACUGCAUUUUCUCUGAAAAGACAGUGUUUACAGCAAAAAGCCUGAAGGUAGUGAUUCUACUCACCAGAACAAAUUCAAUAAGCUGUAGUUGUUCUGGUGACUAUAGUGUCCCUUUAAGAAAUGUAGUAUUCAUGCAGAAUUACAACAUUAAAAGAAAAGGUAAACUUUAUUGAUUGAGUCUUGAAUGAAAGUAAGCUUAUGAGGUUUGUAUCAAUAGAGGCUGGUUGAUAGAGGCAGGUGGGACAUUGCCCCCAGUCUUUGCUACAAAACAAAGAGAUUACAAUCUAUAGGCAUUGUAAGGCCUAUUGAUAAGUUAAAUAGUUACAUAGUUACAUAGCUGAAAAAAGACUUGCGUCCAUCAAGUUCAGCCUUCCUCACAUAUAGGUGAUACUCGAAAAAUUAGAAUAUCGUGCAAAAGUUAAUUUAUUUCAGUAAUGCAACGUAAAAAAACUAAUAUAUGAGAUAGACACAUUACAUGCAAAACAAGAUAGUUCAAGCCGUGAUUUGUCAUAAGUGCGAUGAUUAUGGCUUACAGCUCAUGAAAACCCCAAAUCCACAAUCUCAGUAAAUUAGAAUAUUACAUGCAAUCAAUAAAACAAGAAGUGUAGAUAGAACAAUAUCGGACCUCUGAAAAGUAUAAGUAUGCAUAUGGACUAAGUACUUGGUUUGGGCUCCUUUUGCAGCAAUUACUGCUUCAGUGUGGUGUGGCAUGGAAGCUAUCAGCCUGUGGCACUGCUGAGGUGUUAUGGAAGACCAGGAUGCUUCAGCUCUUCUGCAUUGUUUGGUCUCAUAUCUCUCAUCUUUCUUUUGGCAAUGCACGUUUGCUUUUGAUCCAAAAGAAGGCAAUAAGGUCAGGCAAGUUUGCUGCCCAAUCAAGCACAGUAAUCCCACGGUAAUUGAAACAGUCUUUGGUGCUUUUGGCAGUGUGGGCAGGUGCCAAGUCCUGCUGGAAAAUGAAGUCAGCAUCCCCAUAAAGUUCGUCUGCAGAAGGAAGCAUGAAGUGCUCCAAAAUCUCCUGGUAGAUAGCUGCAUUGACCCUGGACUUAAUGAAGCACAGUGGACCAACACCAGCAGAUGACAUGGCUCCCCAAAUCAACACAGACUGUGGAAGCAUCUUGCAGUGUGUGCCUCUCCACUCUUCCUCCAGACUCUGGGUCCUUGGUUUCCAAAUGCGAUGCAAAACUUGCUCUCAUCAGAAAAGAGGACUUUGGACCACUGAGCAACAGACCUCCUUAUGGAGGGUGUCAAUUAUGGUUUUCUGCACAACUGUCAGAUCAGCGGUCUUCCCCAUGAUUGUGACUCCUACUGAACCAGACUGAGAGACCAUUUAAAGGCUCAGAAACCCAUUGCAGGUGUUAUGGCAUACUUAGCCGAUCAGAGUGGGACACUGUGAGCCUAGAAUAUUGCACCUUUUCACAAUAUUCUAAUUUACUGAGAUUGUGGAUUUGGGGUUUUUAUGAGCUUUAAGCUGUAUAGACUUGUUAUAUAAAAGUACUAAAGUGCACUAUUACCAUACACCAGCAAUUUUUAUUGUUUCAACACCAGCAGUCUACAUUUCAGUACAAAAACCUGUAUUAAAAUGUUUGUUAAAUUCUUUAAAUUCAUGAGUAAGCACUGCCAGCAUCAUUCCUGGAAUUUACACUUCUAUUUACAAAUUGAUAAGGAACAAAAUAUUUAAUGGAUUAAAACAGUUAUUUCACUUUUCAGUAUUUCAUAAAGAUGUAAUCAAACUUCCUGUAAAAAAAUAAAUAAAAUGUAUUAAAAAUGUAAUCUUUAUGAAAUACUUAUGAGUCAUUGAAAUUCCAAAGCAAUGCAAAUGUCAACUCCUCCGUCAACUUUUUUCCAAUCCCAAUAGCAGUCAUAAAUGAUGGCUGUGGGAUUUAUUCAUGGUCUCUCUUAUCUUCUUGAGACAUCAUCUAUGGAGACUACCAGGGUCUUGCAAGAUCUAUAUGUUGAAUUCUAGCCCAUGUACAAGUCUACAGCACAGACACCUUUCGUGACAAAUAAAGCACCAGGAGAAAAAGAAGACCGAGAGAAAAAAAAAAGAUAUGGAGGCCAUGAGAAACAGCUUUGAGUAAGUAAAGCUACCUUCCAGUGCAUCCCUCGGAGGUGUCACCGUCAGGGGUCUUUGCAAAAUAUGCAAAAAAAAACUAUGCAAAAUAAAAGUGACAGAUCUGCUUUAAUCAAUGAAUUCAAGAAGCCCUUUGUUAACUGGAACAAAUUUAAGAUACCUCAUGAAAAUUGUGCAAAUGUUUAUUCUUCAAAUGUUUUAUUAUAUACAAUUCAUACUGUUUUUAUUUUAUUUAUUUUUUACAGGAAGUUUGUGUCACUUUGCUCUAACAAUAUUGAGCUUGAAUGAAGGCUUAUGGGCAUUUCCGCUUUCAAAGACAAAGCCUUCUGAUCCAAAAGUGGAGUAUGAAAAUAUACUUAGCAUUGCUAAGCAUCUUCUAAGUGACACCAAGCAUGUCUAUCACAACUUUGUAAGUGUUAUGACGUGUUAAAUGUAUUACAUUUUUAAGUUUUAAUGACUUUAAAGAAAAAUUACAUGCCAGACAUGUUAAGCUAUAAAUGUAUUUUCCUAACCUCUGAUCCUUAACGGAAUACAGUUAUUCUAAGCCCCAGUUAAAAAAAAAAAAAAAAACUUGCAGUUCAACAUGUGAUGUAAAUAUUAUAAGUUUUUUUUUACAGUAUAUAGUUACAAAAACAUUCCUGAUCAAACACCUGAUUUUAGUAAACUAUAAACUGUAUUGAGUGUGUUUACAGACAUGCCACAAUUAGGGGCAAUCUGCAUGACAAUAGUCUUUAUACAAGCAUUUGGUACAUUGCAAUAGCAUGCAAAACUGUUUUGUAUGACUCUAGAAAUAUACACAAAAACAGUUAAAAAGUGGAAAACAAUAGUUUAUGAGAACAAUAAGAAUGGACAACAGCCUAAAUAGCUUUCUCUUCAGUGGGUCCCCACUUAGGUCUCAUACAUAUUUAAGCACACUUCUGCCAUUAGAGAGAUAACCUUGUAUAUCAGAAAUAAGAACAGUCAAUAUCCACAAUAUUGGCAGGUUCCGUCUGCCUCGGCAACCUCAGUAUCGGAAGGUUCCCUCUGAUACAGCAACCUCAGACAACCAUUUUUAUCUUCAUUGGGCUUCACCAGUGAGAUGUAGCUGAUAAGAACAGAGAGCAAUAGGCACAUGUCUGGACCCAAGUCAUAUGCAAAUUAAGUACAUUUUCCAGUUAUGGAAAUAACUGUGCCUUGCAAUUUCAAAAGCAAUGGAAGCAAGUAGUAUUGUCACCAGCAGAGCAGCACUGUUUAGCUCCCAUAAAUACAGUGUAAAGAAUGCUUAUCGUUAGGAUUUAAAAAUCUGAAAUGUACUCUUAAAUAGAGAUGUCGCGAACUGCUCGCCGAACUGUUCGCGAACUGUCCGCUGGCGAACAAUAGCGUGUUCGCGUUGGGCGAACAUAUGCGAUUUCCGGUCCGCCCCCUAUUCGUCAUCAUUGAGUACACUUUGACCCGGAACCUCACAGUCAGCAGACACAUUCCAGCCAAUCAGCAGCAGACCCUCCCUCCCAGGAAGUGUCUGCUGACUGUGAGGUUCCGGGUCAAAGUGUACUCAAUGAUGACGAAUAGGGGGCGGACCAGAAAUCGCAUAUGUUCGCCCAACGCGAACACGCUAUUGUUCGCCGGCGGACAGUUCGUGACAUCUCUACUCUUAAAUAAUGAAUUUGACAUACUGGUAUGGAAAUAUUAGUAGCUGCAGAGCUGUAGCUGACCAUUUGUUAAUCUAACCAAACUCGCUCUAGGAUUGAUACAAGUGAAUGUGAAUGCUCAGCACAUUCAUUAUUUUCUGAGCAUGUUCACAUGUUCCUGAGCUGUCUGUAACGAUACCUUACCUGGGUCCGCCGAUCCCGCGCGGCACGACAGUUUCCCCGGCUACUUCCGGGAGGCGGCGCAGCCUCUCGGACGCUGCCCGCUCGCGGCAAAAUCCGUUUUAUGACGCGGCGCAUGCGCGCUGACGUCAUAAUGAUUUUGCCGCGAAAAUUCAAACGCGGCCACGUUCCCGAACCUUUUGGGGGCGUGGCUUUAAAGUGACACACACACAUUAAUAUAAAAGGGCAUUCCUGUCCACCCCUCAGUGCCCUAGUGUGGUUCUUGAUUGUUCCCCUAGUGCUCUUUUACUGUUUAGCUGUUUUUCCGGUAUUUUGACUCUUGGCUUUCGUUCUGACUAUUCUCCUAUCUGUCUCCCUGACUUUUGGCUUGGCUUUCUCGUUUAUCCCGAUUUCCGUACUCCCUUGACCCUCGGCUUUUUCUUGACUAUUCUUUGACGUUAAGUCCGGCCACCCUAAGGUCCGGUAUACGUCCCUUUCAGGGUUACCAUCUGUGUGAAGGGGUCACUAUCGUGACACUGUCUUGACUUUAACUUUAGGUGCCCUAUAAUUAAAGGAAUACUAAAGGAUCUCCCCUUCCCCUCCUCUCCACCCCCACCCUAAUUUGCUAUAAAAAUAAAUAAAACAAGGUUUUACUUACCUGUUUUCAGCUCCUAGCCUCCCUCAGUGCUGCUUACCUCCCACGGUGCAAUGUAAUGCUGCUCAUUCAGGACCUGAUGGGUACCUGAUCCAAAUAUGCAGUUAGUGCUGUGCAUGCAUCCACGCUUCUCUAUAGGAAAUCAUUGAAUCGAUACUUUCCUAUAGGGGCUUCCACAUCACGUGACCGGGUUUUACUUCUUCAGUGAAACAGAAGCACCAUUAUUUUUUGUCAAUAGAGGUAACAACUAGAGAUUGAAUUAACCAUGCAUUAUAAACAUUGCAGUUUCUAAAUAGGACCACUGUACCCAGACCACUUAAUUGAGUGGCCUGGAUGUCAUUAGUGGUCCUUUCAAGUAAGAAUUAAAUGAUUACAUUUAUUAAAAAUGUUUAUCUACACAGACCUACUCAACCAAUUCCUUUGUUAAAGAAGUGUCACUUUCCAGGACUUUUGACAAUAUGUUUACUUAUCCCUACAUUUAACAAAUAUGUAUUUGUGAGUUGUGAAAAAUAAAAUUGAAUGUUGAUUUACUCAUUGCUUUAUCCUGCAAUUGGGUGCCUCCAUCUUAGUUCUCUGUCAAUCAUUGUUAGAAGCUCACGUUGAACCUUGCAGUCAGCAUAGAGAAAGCAUACAAAGAAGAGGAGAAAUUGAAAAGGUUCUCUUUCUCCUCUUCAUUUGCAAUGUUUGCCCAGGGUUUCCUGUGUCUGAACUGGAUUUUGAAGUGAUUUGUUUAAUCUUUAUUAAAUAUUUAAAAUAAACAUAGCAUCACAUAAAAAAACAGCAUAAGUUGCAUGUGAUAUUCAGUGUUUUUAUUAAAUAGUAUAAAUUACUGAGACGCGACAGUUCCCUUUAACAUUAUUACUGUUACAAAUUUCAAACAAAUCGUGUCUUAACGUUUUUGGUUUUUUUUAAAAAAAAGAAAGUAAUUUGUCCACUAGGUUUUUUUUUUAAAACUAGAAAAUACAAAGAAGACAUAAAAUUGAAUUUUUUUGUUUUGUAAUGUUUCUCUUACAGAAAUCAAAAUAUCCUUCAGAAGGAGAGCAUAAACUGGAUACUCUGCCCACACUGUCUAUAAAUGCUGGAGAAUUAUCUUCUAUUCAGGUACCAUUAUUUCUUAUUUCAAAAGCACUGGCAGCAGUUUCUUUCAUGAUGAGACAUGUAUAAUUAUGCUGCCAAAUAGCUAACUCAUAGCUUACCUAUGUCUCCAUUUAUGAGAUGUAUGUAAAGUCCUGUAUUAGAAGGGAGAUGGAAACAGGGCAUAUAUAUUAAAGGGACACUAUAGUCACUAAAACAACUUUAGCUUAAUGAAACCGUUUUGGUGUAUAGAUCAUAACCCUUCAGCCUCACUGGUCAAUUAUCUGCCAUUUAGGAGUUAAAUCACUUUGUGUAUGCACCCUGGUCACACCUCCCUGCAUGAGACUUGCACAGCCUUCCUAAAAACCUCCUGUAAAGUAAGAUCUAAUUUUUAGCCUUCCUUUAUUGCAAGUUCAGUUUGAUUUAGAUUUUCCUAUCCACUGCUAUUUUAAUAGCUUGCUAGAGCCUGCAAGAGCCUCCUGUGUGUAAUUAAAGUUCAAUUUAAAGAUCAGGAGAUAAAAUCAUUUAAAGUAAGUUUUCUGAUUAAAAGUGAAACCAUUUUUUUUUCAUGCAGGAACAAAGUGAUUAAACUCCUAAAUGGCAGUAACUGAGCAGUGAUAUAUAAGAUGCAUGAUCUAAGUAUUCAUACACUAUAACUGUUUCAUUAAGCUAAAGUUGUUUAGGUGACUAUUGUGUUCCUUUCAUUUUCACAGAUAUGAAACCAAAUCAGAAAAAGUGUGUUGGGCCAGUGUGGGUGCAUGCCAGAGGGUAAAUGUAUGUUUCUGGUGACUUGUAUGACUGUCAGAUGAUCCAUGCAAAGAAGGUCCCACAUGUCCGUGGGUAGGUUACCAGCUUGGGGCCCCCUGCCUUCUUAGGGCUUGAUAAUAAGGCCAAGCAAAUUCAUGGUUCCAGGGAUGCUGUCUAAACCCUGGGCCCUACACAGACAUCUAGAGUCACCUUUGGUUGGGCCUGCUCUGCAUCCAGGCACAGCAGAUUUUAAGGUUGCAGAGCAGGGUGGCCAACCCAGGCUGCACAUGCACAAGCACUCCUGAAACCCUUGUAAUUGGGCAGACAUUUCCUGCAAUUUCCUUUUCUAACCUAACGUUAUAGGUAGAUUUCUCUGAUGCAAAAUGUUAUAACAGAUUUCCAGUUUAGUAACAUAUGCACUUUAGUAACAAAUGAGUUUGGCUCAAUUCCUAUGGAAAUCCUUCUCCCAUCAGACUAUCCCCUAGUAUUCAAUCCUAUAACAAGUCCUUAGAGGGAUACUAUAGUCACCAGAACUACUACAGCUUAUUGCAUUUGUUCUGGUGAGUAGAAUCAUACCCUUCAGGCUUUUUGCUGUAAACGCUGUCUUUUCAGAGAAAAUGCAAUGUUUACAUUACAGCCAAGGGAUAACUUAACUGACCACUCCUCAGAUGGCUGCUAGAGCUUCUUCCUAUCUCAGUCUUGCCUAGUGGGCAUCACAACAUAUCAGUAUUUCCUCCCUCUGUAUACAGACACUGAAUCUUCGUAGAAAUUCAUUGAUUCAAUUCAUCUCGAUGAGGAGAUGCUGGUUGGCCAGGGAUGUGUUUGACUUGUGCUGUCUCUGCCCCUGAUCUGCCUCCUUCACAGUCUCAGCCAAUCCUAUAAAUCAGCAGACAGCUUGCUAUUUAGAGGCAGACAGGGGCAGAGUCAGCAGCUUCAGGCUUGAAUACAAGUAAGAUUUUACUAUAUUUAGGGAGGCAAGACAGGGCCAGGGGGGCUAGGUGGUGGUUUUAACACUAUAGAGUCAGAAAUAUAUGUUCGUGUUCCUGACCCUAUAGUGCUCCUUUAAAUUCAAUUUCUUCAGAGUAACUUAUGGCCUCCUAGAGUAACUGUCACUUCUCAAACCUAUUGUGAAGAGACCAAUCUCGCCACUGUGCAUUGGAGGAGCCUGGUUGCCCGCCUGCUGCCUUUAGACUAUGGCCCCAUGUUGAAACGCUUGAUUUUCCCCUGCAUAGACACGAUAGCCGGGUCAUUCGGUGCUUGCCCUGUUUGAGCAGUGAUACCCCAGAUAGCUAUGCCAUGGAGCACAUUCGUAUAAUGAAAGACUAUGGGAAAGACUUUGGCUCCAUGGCAAUUGAACUGUAUGUGUGUGAUCUGAACGCCAUUCAGUAAUAAUGUGCGCUCAGAUCUGAGCUAUCUGGGGAUAUGUUGAAUGUACCUGUUUUAUGCAAUGGCUGCACAGUUAUAUAUUUUUUAAGUAAUUUAUUGUCUUUUGCUGCCAUGUGUUCAAUGGAGUUUUGCCUCUGUCCUUGGAGAUAAUUGGAUUACUUCCCAAUUAUCUCCAGGAUAGAAGACUCUGUGGAACUGGUUUUGGGCAGAAAAGCCAUGCUUCAUUUGGUCACAAAGGACUACGAUCUAUCUUUUGAACCACUGGACCAAUUUGUAUGAUUUUGACGUAUGUUUGUAUUUGGAGUAUGCUGAUUCUGAAAUGUAAGUUGUAUGUGAAUGUGAUGCAUACUUUUAAAAUCAUGAAUAAUGUGGAGAAACUGUAUUUCUCUGCAUGUGAUAAUUACAUUACCCAAUGUGUAAGGUAAUUGUAUCACAGGCAGAGGGGAGGAUUUUGUGUGGGAGUGUCUGAUUGUAUUGUACGUGUUUAUUGAUUGUUUUCCAAAACCCUGUGGGUGGUACUAAUGUGUAAGAAUGUGUAUAUAAGAACAAUAAACCCACAGCUCUGUCUGUUUCUGCUUGACCCUCAAAACGAAGCCUUGUCUCGUUCUUGGGGGGACUUGUUGUAUGCUGUUCCAGUUCGACUGCUAGUAUAGUUUUUCCUAUUUGGCUGUUUACAGCAAUCGUAUGCUUCUCCGGUUCGGUGGAUUGGUGUCUACAGUAGCUGCCUGUAUAUCUGGAAGGGAAUAUCUCCUAAAUGGCUUUUAACCCCUUUUAUGCCUGGGGGUGCCGUUACACCUAUCUAUUACUCUCUUAACUUAAUUAGUGGCCUGACACUCCAAUUUCACCUUUAAAGGGACACUAUAGUCACCUGAACAACGUUAGCUUAAUGGAGCAGUUUUGGUGUAUAGAACAUGCCCCUGCAGCCUCACUGCUCAAUCCUCUGCCAUUUAGGAGUUAAAUCCCUUUUUUUAUGUAACCUAGUCACACCUCCUGCAUGUGACUUGCACAGCCUUCCAUAAACACUUCCUGUAAAGAGAGCCCUAUUUAGGCUUUCUUUAUUGCAAGUUCUGUUUAAUUAAGAUUUUCUUAUCCCCUGCUAUGUUAAUAGCUUGCUAGACCCUGCAAGAGCCUCCUGUAUGUGAUUAAAGUUCAAUUUAGAGAUUGAGAUACAAUUAUUUAAGGUAAAUUACAUCUGUUUGAAAGUGAAACCAGUUUUUUUUCAUGCAGGCUCUGUCAAUCAUAGCCAGGGGAGGUGUGGCUAGGGCUGCAUAAACAGAAACAAAGUGAUUUAACUCCUAAAUGACAGUGAAUUGAGCAGUGAAAUUGCAGGGGAAUGAUCUAUACACUAAAACUGCUUUAUUUAGCUAAAGUUAUUUAGGUGACUAUAGUGUUCCUUUAAUUUCUGCCACUGCCCCACCUAGGGACGUAUUAGCCGCGAGGCAAACAAGGCAUUUGCAUUAUGCAUUAUUAAAAUAACACAAUAAAACCUAUUUUUUUUUUGUUAAUGAUUCAGUUUGGUGGAGACUGUUGCUUCACAUAAAUAAGAUUUUAUUAUUUUUUUACUUUUUACUUUUCUUGAUACAAUGGAUAAUUUAUUUUCUGCUUUAAAAAUAGAGCUUGCAUUUUUACAGUACAUUAGCACUGAAAGCAGGGUAGAGUUGCAGAACUAGUUGUUUAGGAAUAGAGACCCAAAUUGAGGGUAUAACCUCCAGAUUUGAGACGCCUGACAAGAUAACAAUAACCUAUGCAAGGAGCUUGCAUGAGUCCCUUAAAAUAUUUGGCAAACUUACAAUUAUGCUAAUAAUUUUCUUCAGCAGAACCAACACUGACAGGGUUAUUCAGUAAAGUGAAAAUUGUCAGUAAUUCAGAGUGAAUAGAAAGUGAAUUUCAAACUUAAAGGACCACUAAAGUCGUCACUUAAUUGUAAUAAAUUGGCCUGGGUGUAGUAGUCCUAUCCUUUUAACUAUGCAAUGUAAAGCACUGCAGUUUUUUUUAGAAACUGCAAGGAACACAUUGCAGGUUUAAAUCAACCUCUAGUGCAGGGAUAGGCAACCUUCGGCACUCCAGAUGCAGGGCCGGAUUAACAUAGGGGCUGAUGGAGCUGCAGCUCCAGGCCCAUGGAAUAGGCCCAUUGAUUUUUUACAUUUUUUUUUACACACACUACUCUUAGGGAUUCCACCUGGCUUUUAUUUUAUUGGCACAGACAGUAUUUGAGGCUGCCUGGCUGGUGCCAAUAUUGCAGUGAUAUUGGCAUUACAAAUGCUGGUAUUUUUCUCAGUAUAAACAAGAGAUUACUAUGCAACCAGCACUGGCCUGUAGGGGUCGCUGUGUGUGUGGGGAGAGAGGCAGGGAUAGGAAAUUCCAGCAUAUCCCUCCCUGCCUAUUUAUAUACUCACUGAUCUGCAGGGGUGCAGCUACAGAGAGUACAGACAGCACCUCCCACCCUGCAGAGACAGCCCACAGAUGUGGGGAAAGGCUACAAGGAGACAUACACUGAGACACUAAGGGACACUGGGAGACAUUAUGCAGACACUGAGACACUAAGGGACACUGGGAGACAUUAUGCAGACACUGAGACACUAAGGGACAUUGGGAGACAUUAUGACACAGACACAUGGGGACACAGUGUCCCCAUGUCUCCCAGCCAGUGCCCCUGGUGUCUCGGUGCCCCCUAGUCUCCCAGUGACCCCUAGUCUCCCAGUGUCUCACUAUCCCCAUGUCUCCUAGUGCCUCCAUGUCUCCCAGUGCCUCAAGUGUCUCAAUGUCCCCAUGUCUCCAAGCUAGUGUCCCUAGAGUCUGUGGCCCUGGUGUCUCAGUGUCCCCAUGUCUCAAUAUCCCCAUGUCCCCCAGCCAGUGUCUCUAGUGUCUGUGUCCCCAUGUCUUCAAGUGUCCCCUAUUUUCCCAGUUUCCCCAUGUGUCUCAGCCAGUGCCCCCUAGUUUCCCAGUGUCACUGGUGUCUCUGUGUCCCUAGGUCUCCCCGUGUCCCUAGGUCUCCCCAUCUUCCUAGUGUCCUAGUGACACAUACAUAGACACAUGGGAAUACUGGAGGACACAGGGAGACAUGGGGCAUUGAGACACUGUGAUACAUAGGGACACUGUGAUACAUUGGGUCACUGGAAGACAUGGGGACAUGACACUAGGGGACACUGGGAGACAUGGGGCAAUGAGACACUGAUACAUAGGAACGCUGAGACCUGGAGUAAUCGACACAUGGGGGCACUGGGAAACAUGAGGGCACUGGGAGGAAUCCAUCUAUACAGCAUAAUCAAACUAAGUAGUUUUUUUGUGAUUUUACAGCAUUUUCUCUUAUGUCACUCCUUGUGAUUUACAUCAUGUGAUGUCGCCCAUACAUAUUUAAUUAUGCAAAUUAGUAAGGCCGGUAUGUUUUUCCAAGAAAGGUGGCAACCCUAACUACUUUUCACAUACUCUUACUUAAGUAUGGAAACUUAAGAGGGAUGUAUGGGAACAAAACUUGUGUGGACUGGCUGACAAUGAAUAUAGUUAAAGAGACACUAUAGUCACAAGAAAAACUACAGCUUAUUGAAUUUGUUCUGGUUAGUAGAAUCAUUACCUUCCGGCUUUUUGCUGUAAACACUGUCUUUUCAGAGAAAAUGCUGUCUUUACAUUACAGCCUAGUGAUAACUUCACUGGCCACUCCUUAGAUGGCUGUAAGAGAUCCAUCCUGGGUCAUGGCUACCUAAAAUAAAUGCAACAUUCAGUGUCUCCUCCCUCUGAAUGCAGACACUGAACUUUCCUCAUAGAGAUUCAUUUAUUCAAUUCAUCUCUAUGAUGAGAUGCUGAAUGGCCAGGGCUGUGUUUGAAUCAUGCUGGCUCUUCCCCUGAUCUGCCGUUUUGUCUCAGCCAAUCCUAUAGGGAAGCACUGUGAUUGGAUCAGGCCACCACUUCUAAUGAUGUCAGCAGACUGCUUGUUUUUUUGAGUCUAACAGCAUGCAGAGUUACAGCUUCAGGCUUCAAUAGAGUAAGAUUUUUACUAUAUUUAUGGAGGCAUGAGGGGCCCAGGGGGGUUAGAUGGUGGUGUUAACACUAUAGGAUCAGGAAUUCAUGUUUGUGUUCCUGACCCUAUAGUGAUCCUUUAAGGUAAUGCUGACUCUGGUCUCUCUAACACUGUGGCAUGUUCCCUUUCUUCUACACUCACUACAUGCAGCUUUUUUCUGUCCCAGACUAUAUACCAGGAGCGUCUGCCUGCUAGUAAGAAGGUAAGUAGACAAGUGGACCAGCGAGUGCUAGGGGACAGUCCUUAGAAAGCGUUGAGCGAGCACAUCAUUAGAUGCAUUUAUGCCAAGCUCAGGGUGCUGUCUGCAUAGUAUGCCCUUAAUUGGCCAGCUGCAAGAUUGGCAGUCAGUCUGACAUGCAUUCAUGCCAGGCUGGCCUUCUAAUUCUUUGGGCAGACAUGUCCUCUUUUUGGGCAUGUUCGCCCCUUUUGGCAGGUUACGUGAUUUGUGUCAGUGGCACACCCUUUUACUGUGCCCAUUGACUUCCUGCUUGACUGGACACUGCUGUUAGGGGUUAUAGAUUUACUUGAAAGAUGAAAACAUAAAUUAGAGGGAGAUUAGCAUAGGGUAUGUGUUUUCUUAUAGUUGCUGUUUUCUUUCUCUCCAGCACCAUCUCCAUCAGAAACAUGACGCUUGGGAGUGUUUGUGUUUUUGGUCGAUAUGAUUCUUUAAUUAGGCCCGUCAUAAAUGUCAGCACCAGGCCCAUUGGGCUGUUAAUCUGGCCCUGUCCAGAUGUCGUGGACUACAUCCCCCAUAAUGCUCUUACAUCUAUAAUGCUGGCAAAGCAUCACAGGAUGUGUAGUGCAAAACAUCUGGAGUGCCGAAAGUUGCCUAUGCCUGCUCUAGUGGCUGUGUUCCAGGAAGCCACUAGAGGUGCUUUUGCGCCUUUAACCAAGUUAAACUCAUGUGAGGCAGAAGACCCUAUUGGAAAGCCUAAAUCAGCUGUGUUCUUGUUUGACUUUUCCCUUUAAUGUGAAAUUCACCUUUAAUUCACAUUGAAUUUCCAGCAAUUCUAGUUUUACAAUUACAAUUAUUUAUAUUGCAUCAACAUAUUCUGCAGCGCUGUACAAAAGACAAACAUUUAAUCCUAACAAAACACCUAUGGUAUAUGAGAAGAGUAGUUAAACAGGGCAGUAAAUAACCCUGUCAGAAUAUUUAAGUGAUUGAAAAUUGUUAUUAAGUUUUGUAAAAAUGCAAAUUGUAGCUGCAAAUUAAAAUAGCAGUUAGUUAUAUUUGAUUGGAUCUACUUAUCCCCUAAAAUUGUACAUGGUAUAUCAUUUCAUGCUUAGAAAGAAUUAAAGGAUCACUAUAGUGUCAGGAAAACAAACCGGUUUUCCUGACACUAUAUAAUCCUUAGGGUCCCCCCACCCUCAGGUCCCCCUCCCGCUGGGUUGAAGGGGUUAACCACCUUCAGCCACUUACUUUUAUCCCGUGCCGGGCUCCCUCAGCGCUGGUGACCUCUCCUCCCCCUCCGACGCCAGCUCCCGAGUGGAGCCGAAUGCGCAUGCGCGGCUAGAGCCGCGCACAUUAAAAACACCCAUAGGAAAGCAUUUCUCAAUGCUUUCCUCUGGACGUUCUGCAUGCUCAAUGCGAUUUUCGCAUUGAGCAUCAGGGAAGCGCCUCUAGCGGCUGUCAGGAAGACAGCCACUAGAGCAGGGGUUCUCAACCCAGUCCUCAAGGAUCCCCUACCAGUCCAGGAUUUAGGGAUUACCUGGGUGUGUCUAAGGUGUUUAGAAAAAGAAAAACACCUUAGAAUCCCUAAAUCCUGGACUGGUAGGGGGUCUUUGAGGACUGGGUUGAGAACCCCUGUACUAGAGGCUGGAUUAACCCUGCAAUGUAAACAUAGCAGUUUCCCUGAAACUGCUAUGUUUACAUCUGAAGGGUUAAAACCUGGGGCACCUGGCACCCAGACCACUUAAUUGUGCUGAAGUGGUCUGGGUGACUAUAGUGGUCCUUUAAGCUGUGUCUCUGGCAAUAAUAAUGCACCACCAUAGCCAUUUUAUAUCACUGAUAUAUUUGAAAUACCAAGGGACACUUGAUUUAGUUUUGAAUGUGUUGCAUUAAGUGUUACGUUGAGGGGACCUGAUGUAAUCAACAGCUGCAAAGUUUUGGAAACAACUUCCAAACAUGGGUCUUCCUGCAUGUUGUUUGACCUCAGGAACUCAUUGCUUAAAAAUACCUCCUACAAUUUUUAAGCCCUGUUCAACUGAAUAUGCAGAGGAGUUGUUGUAAUGAGACUAUUUUCCCCAGCUCAUAAUCAUCACUGACAGGGAUUAACCACAUGUGAAUACAAAAUCGAAAUGAACAGCACGAUAGUCAAAACAAUAUAUGCCCAAAAGACGUAAACUAAAACACGUAAACUAGGCUCAACAUGCAAGAAUGAAACAAACUAAGACAGUGUACUAUGCUGACACCAUGUGCCAUAUCUGUAUAAGCAAGAAAUCGUAUUUCCUUUGAAAACCAAAACAAGUGUUUUGGAGUAUUGUUACAUAAAAUUAGUUCAUGUCUGACUUUAGAAAGAAUAUUAUAUGAAUGACAUAUACAUGCAAGGCUUCAAAUGUAAGUAGUAACACACCUGGUAGGCCUUAUGCUGACACACUGUGUUAUUGUAGUGAAUGACAAUAUUGUAAAUAUUCAACUGCUGUGUUUGCUAUAUAAAAUGUAAGUCGACAGCAAAGGGUUAUUAUAAAUAGUGUAACACUUUUGAUCGCUUUAUUUAGUAAAGGAAAUGCCUUUUAAAUGUUAUUUUUUAAACUGUUUAAAAAAUGGUUGUAAAUGACUUUGAUGUAUUUAUUAAAGGAACACUCCAGGCACAAUAGCCACAACAGCUCACUCUAGUGAUGAUGGUGUCAGGAAUGCCCUGACACUCUCCCAACACACCCUAUUGAACCAUCGGGGCUCAAAAGGCACCGCUAUCCACCUCAAUGCUGGAGAGUGGGAUGUUCCUAAGAAGGACCUUCCAUUAGCUCUCCUGACCUAAGCUCUGCAUUGCAGAGCUUUUCUUAUUGGCGGAAAACAUCAGCUGAUCACUGUCAGUCAAUGAGCUAAGUUUUGCACUACCAAAUUUAGCUCAGGAGUGCUAAUAGAAGUUUGUAAUUAGGAACUUCUGAUUCUCUGUUGGAAGUACUGGAGGCAGAGAGCAUUAUUCUGCGGAACCCCAUGUAAGAAGCCUAACCUUUCUAAAACAGUAUGACUACUUACAAGCUGUAAUGGUUAUGGUACUUGAAGUGUUCCUUUAAAAAAGCAUAGAAAAACAUACAUAACUGCGCAGGUCUACAAAUCUCCCAUUUUAUGCUAAGAGAUAAUACUAUUAACUACAUGCACAACAGCCAAAAUAGAGCUAUAGUAAGAGGAGAGACUCCCUAAUAAAAAAGGGAAGACAAUCCUCCACUAGAACUACCCCCAAGUAGACAAUAUAUAUGUGUGAAAAAAAUCACAUAUUAAAAUACAUGUAUGGAAAAUAACAAUAACCUUUAUUAAACACCACUUAAAUAUUAUCCAAACCACAAAAAAUAAAUAAAAAUGCAGACUAAUCUCGACUAGAAAAGGCUGCUGAGCACAUCAAAACCAAAUUGAGUAUAACAGAUACAGAUAAGAUUGUUACAUAACACAGUAAGUCUAAACAAUGUAACAACCUCUGCCAAAAGACUCAAACGGCAACAGCAGCUUGUAAAGCAAGCCGAAAUAGUACUCAGCUGUAACCCUAAAUAUAUCUAGGCAGGAGGCACUGUAUAGUACACUUUCUACAUGAAAAAAUAAUAAUAAAAGAACCCUUACUUACUAAAACACAAAAAAUAGAUGACAGAUCUAUUGGUGAUAUCAAGAAAUCGAAAGGAUAGUAAGAUGGGUAGUAAAGAAAACUGAUAUAAAAAGUGAACGACAAACAGGAGGUAAAUCCUCCACUAUAGAUCUCCAAAAUAAGAGUGUAUAUGCCCCAAUAAUGCCAGUUGACCAGCCGGUCAUAUGUAAAUAUGGGUACAGCUAACGUACAUACAAGUGUGUGUUAAUAAAGUGCACAAAUACAUGCACAACAGAGCCCAUGUGCAUAGAUAGAGGGUAACUGUGUAUGGGUAUAAACCUUCACCAUUGAUAAACCACCCCACCUCUUAUUUCCCAAAUGAACCACAAACAUACUUGCUUUGGAUUAAAAUAGACCACAGCUUUAUUAAAAUAUAACUAUAUAAAUCAUUAAACUUCAACUUUAUAACAUAAAACACUAUAUACAUAAUUGCUCGAUAAAUAGAUACGUCACUGAGUACCACCUUACCAACCAAACAUAACUUAGGGCAGCUGCUCCUCCCCCUCGUUCCAACCAGCUCAAAGACUUUUCUUGGGCCUUCCAUUUCGUAAUGCUAACCACUAGCCGCUUAUUGGCUCAGUGGACACAUCCCUUAUCCAUAACUGUACCCGAGGUUAGGGGAGGGACAGCCUUACCCAUCCACUUUCCAUGGACCGCUGGUCCAACCUCCAGUUGACAAGGGCCAUAUACCGCCACAUGCCCGCUGGGCAUCCACAAGCCUGCUGGGCAUCCACAAUGCCCGCUGGGCUCCCACCACGCCCGCUGGGCAUCCACAUGCCUGCUGGCUAACCAAGCUGUGACAGACAAAACACACAGACAAAAAAACAUGAAAUAAAUAAGGGAAGGGAGGGCAGGAUAAAGUUACCAACUGAUUAUUAAGAAGGCUGCAAUUCUGUAAGAUGGCAACCUAUUUAUACUAGCCCACCAAUCUACCCCUUACUACUCCACUCACAUCCCAAAACCAAUUUAGCACAUUCCUCUGUAUACACUCCCGUCACACUCACAUGCUCCUGUUCUGCCUAGACCUUGCCUGGCUCCUCAGGGUCAUGAAUGUUAGUAAGCACCCUGCUAAGCCCUGAGCUUUCCUGAGUAAAGUGCAUGUCAUGAAGUUAAUAUUUUGGUUGUUAUUUAAUCCAGUACAUAAUCUAAUACAAAUUAUUCAAAAUAAAAUCACUAUACAUUAUGUAAGGAAAAUUAGAUGGUAGGGGCAAUGGUAAAUAUAAAAAAUAAUGGAAAAAUGCUCCAUAAAAUUGAAUAUUUUCUUUCGAUAAUUAAUUCUUUCAUAUAGCACUUAUUACAUUAACUUUAAAAGAACUAACACAGAAAAUAGAAAAAGUGAUUGAAAACAAAUUGCUUGCCUUUGCACACACUCCAGUCUUGCUUUUCUAUUUCACUCUGCUAUUUAACAUUCAUAACUGGAUAAUUAAGCUAUGAAUUUAUUAAAACAGUUCACAGUAAAUGUUUCUAUAUAGCUUCUCCUUUAGUUACGCUAUUACUAGCAUAUUUUAUUCCCAUUUUUGUCUCAGAAAUGUUAAAAUGAGGGCUCUGUGUUUUAAGAAUUUCCAUGUGGUUGACUCAGUCUCUCCUUGGGCCUCAAAACCAAGUAACCCUUCAUCUGCCAGCAGUUUUCUCAUUUACACCAAAUGAAUGUAGCACUGUUUUGGUUUAAUUUCCAUAAGCACACUGGAAGCAUGGGAGUAAAUCCCAACUUACUUAAGCAAUUUCUAAUGCAAUAAAAGUGUUCCACACUCCAGUCUCCUGGGAAUUGGCCACUCAUCAAAGAGUAUUUAAAAGCUGAUAUUUACAUAUUCUAUGAAACUAAUGUUUAACAGUCCCUGAACAUGUUAGUUGAAAAUAUUCCAUGUGCAAUGUUUUUACGAAAAUGAAUUUGAUCAAUGUGAUGAUAGCAGGAUCCACAAAAUAUGCAACAUUUAAAAAAUAUUGUCUCUAGCCCAGGACUGCAUAAAGAUUUAAACUGAAAAAAAUUACACUAAGUAAAAGAGCCAAUUUUAAAGAACAACAGUGCAGUGUAGUGGUUAUGAUGCCAGGAGUGCCCUGGCCUGCUCCCAAUGCAAGUAGUCAAAUUGUUUGGUAACUAACAGGGGUCUGCUGGGCACCAGCCACCUCCAUCAGUCCAUCUCAUAGCGAUCAGCUAAUGCUUUCAGCCAAUGAACUGGCAUUGUACUGCAUGGCUCAGCAGGCAUGGUUUAGCCCAGCAGAGUUAACAGAAACACAACACAUGAACUACUAUGUUUACAUAGCGGACUUGCAGUGGACAGGAACCAUGUAAUUGAUAUGGUGCUUGGAGUAUUUAAGAAAGAAAAACAACAUGAUAAGAUCUUGAAUAUACUAGCAUUUGUUUUUAAAUAAUUGUACAUCCACUUAAUAAUUUUACAAGCUAGCUAACCCUUUUACUGGCAAAUUCAUGUGUAAAUGGUUUUACUUUCAUUUACUUUGCAAAAUGAAAAUUAGUCUAUAAAGCCUAUUUAUACUCUGAAAGAUUACCAGCCUGUAACAAUCUUUUCUGCUAGGAGGCACGACCAUGACCAUGACAGGUACCCUUUUAUGUCUGCAACUGCGCAGAAAAUGUUAGUUAUCCUCUCCUGCCAAACAGUGAAUGAAGUCUCAAUGGGUUAUAACAGCAGUUCCCAAACUGUGUGCCGCAGCGCCCUGGGACACCGCGACAUGCACACAGGAUUGCCGCUGAAUGUUUCCCCGGUGCUAUGAUUAUAGCACCGGGGAAACAUUACUGCUCAACAGGGAUCCGGUCGAGUACCAUGGUCUUUUAAGACCGCGACAGGGCCCCUGUAAUGUCGGACGGCUGGGAGGACAAAUGUUACAUACAAACACACCCCUGCAUUCAAACUCAAUAAAAUAUAUACAAACACACCCCUUCACUCAAACACAAAUACGUCACACAAAUGUACAUCCACAUUUAAAAGUGAACAUUACAUUUAACCCCUUAAGGACACAUGACAUGUGUGACAUGUCAUGAUUCCCUUUUAUUCCAGAAGUUUGGUCCUUAUGGGAUUAAACACACCCCUGCAAUCAAACGCAAACCAUUACAUACAAACACACUCCUGUAUUAAAACAAAAUAAAUGUAUACAAGCACCACUUUAAACACCAAGCCUGAUUUUUUUGGGUGCUAAACUGCUAAAUAGUACAUUUGGGGCAUGCUUUUCAUAUCUGAGAGUCAAAUAGAAGCGUCAAAUACUGCGGUUACAGCGCAAUUGUAAACAUUCUAAUUGUUUAGGUACUAAACUGCUAAAUAGUACAUUUGUGGCCUGCACUUCAUAUAUGAGAGUCAAAUAGAAGCGUCAAAUAGUGCGCUUACAGCGCAGUUGUAAACAUUCUAAUUGUUUUGGUGCUAAACUGCUAAAUAGUACAUUUGCGGCCUGCACUUAAAAUCUGAGAGUCAAAUAGAAGCGUCUUAUAGUGCGCUUACAGCGCAGUUGUAAACAUUCUAAUUGUUUUGGUGCUAAAUGCUAAAUAGUAAAUUUUGGGCGUGCUCUUCAUAUCUGAGAGUAAAAUAGAAGCGUCAAAUAGAGCGCUUACAGCGCAAUUGUAAACAUUCUUAUUGUGUUGGUGCUAAAUUGCUAAAUAGUACAUUUACGGCCUGCGGUGCAUUUCUUGCAGUCCAAUAAACAAAAAAAAAAUGUUGACUAUUGGCGUUUACAUUGUCGCCUGACAUAAACCAUCUGUUAGUUUGGUCGGUGAGCGCAAAGAAUGAGGAGAGUGUCAAAUAAGUGACGUGGCCCUGGUCAUGGUGCUGUUGGUGUUGGUGGAGCUCCUGUUGCAAGGAGAGGACGUGGUCGAUCUGUGCCAGCUACACGCACAAGUGAAACACCUUCCUCAGGUGCAAGUAGGCGACAGAACCUUCAGCGUUAUUUGGUAGGCCCGAAUGCCGCUCUAUGAAUGGUGAGGCCAGAACAAGUACAGGAAAUAGUAGAUUGGAUGGCUGACAGUGCCUCCAGUUCCUGCACAUUGUCUCCCACCAGCCCCCCUGCUGAAAGCUCAGAGUUGGCACCUGCAGCCCAUGGCCAUCUGUCUUUCACCUCACCCCCUUGAAAAUCACGAAAGGAGUCUGAGCCACAAGUCAUGCAGCAGUCUCUUAUGCUUUUUGAUGACUCUGCUGGCGGGCUUUCCAUGGGCCAUCCACCUAGCCCUGCCCCAGAAGUGGAAGAGAUUGAGUGCACUGAUGCACAACCACUUAUGUGUCAGGAUGUGGACUUGCAAGGACCACCGCAGCAUGUCUCUGAUGAUGACGAAACACAGGUGCCAACUACUGUGGCUUUCUGCAGUGUGCAGUGGUUUUAAAAAACCUGAUGGCGGUGGCUGUCCCACAGUACGUGGUUCCCAGCCGCCACUACUUUUCCAGGCGAGCCAUCCCUUCCCUGCACAACCAAUUGGUAGACAAAAUCAGGUGUGCACUGCGCAACUCCAUCUGUGGCAAGGUCCACAUAACCACAGAUAUGUGGACCAGUAAGCACGGGCAGGGACGCUAUAUCUCCCUAACUGCACACUGGGCAAAUGUAGAGGCGGAUAGCAGUUUGGCGCAUGUCCUUCUGCCACCGAGGAUUGCAGGGCAUUUCUCUUUGUCUCCUGUUGCCUACUCCUCCUACUCCGCUUCCUCCUCUUCUACCACCACCUCAUCCGGCAGCGUAACACCACCAACUUCAGCACAGCCAGGGGGAAACGGCAGCAGGCUGUUUUAAAACUCAUAUGUUUGGGGGAAAAAACCCACACCACGCAGGAGCUGUGGAUGGGCCUGGAACAACAGACCGAUGAGUCUGAGUCUCAAGCCCGGGUUGGUGGUGUGUGCUAAUGGGUGAAAUCUCAUAGCAGCUCUGGGCCUAGCUGGUUUGACGCACAUCCCUUGCCUGGCGCAUGUGCUGAAUUUGGUGGUGCAGAAAUUCCUGAAAAACUACCCAGAUAUGUGAGAGCUGCUGCAGAAAGUGCGGGCCGUCUGUGUGCGCUUUCGGCGUUCUCACCCGGCUGUUGCUCGUCUGUCUGUGCUGCAGCGUAACUUCGGCCUUCCCGCUCACUGCCUCAUAUGCAAUGUGCCCACAAGGUGGAACUCCUAUUACCAUAAGGUGCUACAGCUAUUAAAGAAAAUUAAUGUAAAUAAAGCUCCAGGGCGUGACGGAAUUCACCCACGAGUACUUAAGGAGCAAAGUGGGGAAAUAAGUGAACCUCUGUAUUUAAUUUUUCAAGAUUCUUUUGUUUCAGGUGUUGUACCGGAGGAUUGGAGGAAGGCAGAUGUUGUUCCUAUAUUUGAAAAGGGUUCAAAAUCCUUGCCUGGAAAUUAUAGACCUGUGAGCUUAACUUCUGUAACUGGGAAAAUAUUUGAACGGCUAUUAAGGGAUAAUAUUCAGGAAUUCAUUGGGAAGAACUUUUUUAUUAGCAAUAAUCAGCAUGGUUUUAUGAAACAUCGGUCAUGUCAAACUAACCUAAUUGCAUUCUACGAAGAAGUAAGUAGAAGUAUAGAUCAGGGUGUUACAGUGGAUGUGAUCUACUUGGAUUUUGCCAAGGUAUUUGAUACUGUUCCUCACAAUAGGUUAGUCUUCAAACUAAAAGAAAUUGGUCUAGAUGAAUAUUCUUGUUCUUGGGUAGAACAUUGGCUUAAGGAUAGAGUAUAACGUGCUGUAAUUAAUGGUAAAUUUUCAGGCUGGACAAAAGUGGUAAGUGGUGUCCCUCAGGGUUCUGCUUUGGGACCACUUCUAUUUAACAUAUUUAUAAAUGAUCUUGAAAUAGGCAUUGAAAGCCAUGUAUCAGUGUUUGCAGAUGACACAAAACUUUGUAAAGUAAUAAAAUGUGAGCGGGAUAUUGCUUUGCUGCAGAGAGAUUUGGAUAGAUUGCGGGACUGGGCACUAAAAUGGCAGAUGAAAUUUAACAUAGAGAAAUGCAAAGUUAUGCACUUCGGGGUUAAGAAUGUACAAGCAACUUACACACUAAAUGGUAGUGAAUUAGGGAUAACCACACACGAGAAGGAUUUGGGAAUUGUUAUAGACAACAAAUUAGGCAGCAAUAUGCAAUGUCAAUCUGCAGUUGCUAAGGCCAGUAAGAUUUUGUCAUGUAUAAAUAGGGGCAUAAAUUCUCGGGAUGAAAAUAUAAUGCUGCCUCUUUAUAAAUUGCUGGUAAGACCACAACUUGAAUAUGCUGUGCAAUUUUGGGUGCCUGUUCUAAAGAAGGAUAUCAUGGCACUGGAGAGGGUCCAGAAAAGGAAUGGAGCAUUUUAGUUAUGAAGAAAGGUUAAAAAAAUUAAAUCUGUUUAGUUUGGAAAAAUGGCGCCUGAGAGGGGAUAUGAUAACUUUAUACAAAUAUAUUCAGGGCCAGUACAAACCUUUAUCUAGAAAUCUAUUCAUAAACAGGGCUAUACAUAGGACACGAGGUCACGCAUUUAGGCUGGAAGAAAGGAGAUUUCAUCUAAGGCAAAGAAAAGUUUUUUUUACAGUAAGAACAAUAAGGAUAUGGAAUUCUCUGCCUGAAGAGGUGGUUUUGUCAGAGUCCAUACAGAUGUUUAAACUGAAAUUGGAUAAAUACUUACAAAAACAUAACAUACAGGUAUAUAAUUUCUAAUUAGUGGGGUAAAAGCUGCUUGAUCCAAGGAGACAUCUGACUGCUAUUUUGGGGUCAAGAAGGAAUUUUUUCCUAGUUUGUGGAAAAAUUGGAAGUGCUUCAGACCAGGUUUUUUGCCUUCUUUUGGAUCAACAGAAACAACAUUUGUGAGGAAGGCUGAACUUGAUGGACGCAAGUCUCUUUUCAGCUAUUUAACUAUGCAACUAUGUAACUAUGUAACAUGCUGGAGAGACUGUGCGAGCAGCAGUGGAGUUUCAGAUGCAGCAUGCACGGGUCAGUCGCUCUGCGGAACAGCACCACUUCACCUCCUAUGAGUGGGCCUCCAUGCGAGACCUAUGUGCCAUUUUGCACUGUUUCAAGUACUCCACCAACAUCGCCAGUGCCGAUGACACAAUUUUCAGCCUUACUAUCACGCUUCUAUGUCUCCUUGAAAAAAUGCUGCGAGCGAUGAUGGAAGAGGAUGUGGCACAGGAGGAAGAGGAGGAGGAAGAGGGGUCAUUUCCAUGGUUAUCAGGCCAGUCAUUCACAAGUGGCUUGGAGUGGGUUCCUGCACCAGCAUAGGCCAGGUACACAAUUGUCCAGCCAGGGCACAGUUCUGGAGGAUGAGGAGGAACCGUGUUCUCAGCAGGGUUGCACCCAACGCAGCUCGUGGGCAUCACUGGAGGGGAUACAGAGGACACAGACAAUACACCUCCCACAGAGGACAGCUUGUCCUUGCCUCUGGGCAGCCUGGCACACAUGAGCGACUACAUGCUGCAGUUCCUGCGCAACGACUGCCCAGUUGCCCACAUUCUAACUUGUGCUGAUUACUGGGUGGCCACCCUGCUGGAUCUCCGUUACAAGGACAACAUGCCGUCCUUAAUUCCCUCACUGGAGCAUGAUCGAAAGAUGCGCGACUGCAAGCGCACGCUGGUAGAUGCGCUGCUGAGGGCAUUCCCAACUGACACCAGGGGCUCAGUGGAAGCACAAGGCAAGGCAGAGGAGUAGGGAGAGGUUGCCAAUGCAGCUCGAGCACCGCCAGCACCUCACAAGGCAGGGUUAGCAUGGUCGAAAUGUGGAAAAGCUUUGUCAGCACGCCACAACAACCAGCACCACCAGCUGAUAUGGAACGUCUUAGCAGGAGGCAGCAUUUCAGCAACAUGGAGGAACAGUACGUGUGCACAUGCCUACAAAUACUGCCUGAUGGGUCUGCCCCAUUCAACUUCUGGGUCUCCAAAUUUCGCACAUGGCCUGAGCUUGACCUUUAUGCCUUGGAGGUGCUGGCCUGGCCUGCAGCCAGUGUAUUGUCUGAACGUGUGUUUAGCAUGGCAGGGGGCGUUAUCACAGACAAGCGCAGCCGCCUGUCCACAGCCAACAUGGACAAGCUCACGUUUAUUAACUUGUCUGUACCUUGUGCAGAAUAGACAUUUAUACCAACCUCACCCAGCCAUUGUUAUAUUCAAGUGCACUUAUUCUUUGUUUUCUUUUUUUAUAUGUCCCAAUAUUUUGGGGGCUACCCCAAUAAAAAAUAAAUACAUUUAAUAAAUAAAUAAAUAAAAAGUGUUGGCUACCUCCUCCACCGCCGUUUUCUACCUACACUGCCACGGUCAUCGCCUCCUCAACCUAUGGGUCACUUAGUAUAAACUAUGUACACAUUAGCAGGGGCUUGUGAAGGCCUUUUCUCCAUGCAUCAGGAGUUGAGCUCAGUUUGAACAAUGAAAGAGAAUACCCUGCACUCCAGCCCUCUGAUAAAUGGAUAAUUCUGGUGAUCCUCCUGACAGCCAUGCCUUAGAUUUUGAUUUAUGUUCUUCCAAAGCUAAAAUCAAAGAUUCCAUCUAGUGCUAUUUUAUGGCUCAGCUGUAUUUUAAAUUUUUAUGUUAUUUUAAGUGAUUUCCCUAUCCACAUUUGUUUGCAGGGCACUUGUCCUACUCGUACCCCCAUUUUACUUCCUUUUGCAGCCCUCCAGCCCUUUCCAGGACUUUUUAGAGGCAUUUUUGUGCCCAAAAGUUCGGGUCCCCAUAGACUUCAAUGGGGUUCGGGUUCAGGGUCAAGUUCGGCCGAAACCCACCGGACCCGAACAUACAGGUGUCCGCUCAACUCUAAAUAGUACCUUUUACAUGCCUUUACUUAAGAAAUAUACAAUUUGACUGCAUUGUAUGUGGGCAUAAUACUCAAAUGCAGAUAUUUGUUUUACAUUCUGUUGUCAUUUUCAGUAAGUUAUACUGCUAGUAAUGCCUUUAGGCUCAUUACAAAUACCUAUAAACAGAGCAUUUGACCUUUUUUAUUUAUCAAUUUUGUCACACCUACAGUGUUUGAGAAAAAAAAAAAAUAUUAAUUGAUGUCCUGCUGGAACUGGUGUUUGAUACAGUAUGUCUGAUUGUUAUAUAUACCCUUCCAUCUCAUUCCAGGUUCCAUCUGGUCUCACAAAGCUUAGCACUGACCUUUUCUUGUAUCAGAAGCAUUUUGAUUGGCUGAAGAAGGCAGCUCAUGCUAUUCGAUCUAUGGACCAUGAAUUUACCAGUAUUCAUAACCGCAUUGACAAACUGGUGAAAAAGAUUGACUUGUUGGUAAGGACGUAUUUCAAAUGUAAUGUUUUCAUGUUGGUACAAAUAAUAUAUAGCUGCAGCUGUUGGUACAAAUUAUAUGUAGUUACAACUAGAAUUAAAAAUAAAUGCACACUGCUUCAGACAAAGAGAAAAUCUGACACAGUGGGCGGUGCAGGUGCUCACUCCUAAAUACACAUAGAUUGUCACUAAGAGGCACUCACACAGACAAACAAAGGUGUUAAGUCAUGACAAUAUGUGCUUAAUAGUUACAUGCACAGGUGAUAAAUCAUAGAUAAACACACAGGUGUCCUCUCAUAGACACACAUACACUCACUCGUUGUCACACACCCAGGUGUUUUAUCUUGUUUAUAUUGUUAUAUAAGGAGAUCAAGCACAUGUCUUCAUAACUGUAAACUUUAUUAAGAAUGGCCACCCACACUCCCACAAUGCAAGAGCCACUUUCUGACUGUACCAUUGUGCACAUAACAACAGGUUAGAUAUGGUUCAUACCAACUGAUAAUAUCAAUAUCACACAUUUCCCUUUUUCUUUUUAAACAGAAAGCUUACAGUACAAAUGUAUUUUAAACUGUAGUAUAUGUGAGAUAACUUCAGUAUCUUUUAACAUUGUUCAAUGAGACCAUUAGGUUUUUUGAUAUAUCAACCUGACAUUGUUUGCUUUGCAUCACUAGCAGGCAAGUCAUUCAAGCUUUGUAAAGUUUCUCUGGCAUCUUCAUUCUCCAGAUGCAAUGAAGUGUUUGAUGUAUCUUCACAGAUUUCUUUCACUGUUGAAUUGUUGUGAUCUGAUGGAAUAGCCAUCAAAUAUCUACGAUUCCUACAAAAGCAUUGUCCAUCAGUGGUUUCAACUACAUAUGAUCUUGAGAAUAUUGCUGGAUAACUGUCCCUUUAGUAUUCCAGUGGUUUGAACCUUGUACUCGUACAGGAGUUUGUACCUGAAGAUUCUCCAAUGGCUUUGCAGCUCGGUCAUAGUAUUCAUUUCUUUUUUCUCUGAGUUUCAAUUUGGUUUCAAUUACAUGUUUUUGUUGGAACCUUUUCCAUGGUUCAAAACUGGUACUCAUGUGACCCACUACUUGUCAAACAAUAAUUCUGCCGGUGACUUCCCACAUUUUAAAGGGGUAGCUCUAUUGCUAAGAAGAGCCAGACAUGGAUCCUUGUGUGCUUUUGUUGCUUAACAAAGUAUGUUUUUCACUAUCUUCACUCCAGCUUCUGCUAAUCCAUUUGCUUGUGGAUAUCCAGGGAUGGAUGUUCAAUGUUCAAAUUCAUAGGUACUGACAAAAACCCUAAACUCUCAACAAUUAACUUGAGGACCAUUGUCUGAUAUUAUUACUCUUAGAAUGCCAUGUCUCGCCAAAAUUGCUUUAACUCUUUUGAUCACUGUACUUGCUGACUCAUCUUCCAAUAAAGCUAUCUAUGGGUAAUUAGAGAAGUAGUCCAUGACUAAGAUAUGUACAUCCGUUGAAGGAUGCUCCUAGUGCUUCCUGAGGGCUCCAAGCACUCCAGCCGACACCAUAACCACUGUAGACUUCUCCAGAGAGCAAGACAGGAACAAGCGCUUACAAGAGCUUAGUAUUGAUAUAGCAAGGGAGUAUGACUAGCAUAGCAAUCCCUUGUAGCAGAUUCCCCCAGUAACGAGACGACACUUCGUUUUGAGGGUCAAGCAGAACUGACUGUACUGGCACAUAUAGCCUCUUUUAUUCACAAUCCACAAACAUAGUACUGCCCAUAGGGUUUUGAAAUACAACCAAUCAAUCCGUACAAUACACACAGACACUCCCACACAAAAUCCUCCCCUCUGCCUGUGAUAUGAUUACUGAACACCAUGGAAGCAGAAAAAUACAGUUUUUACAAAAUAUUAAAAACUUCCAAAAUAUACAUGCUAUUCACAUAAAACAUACAUUUUCAGAAUCCGCAUGCUUGAAAUAUACACAUACUCAAAAAUCAGGGCAAUUGGUUCAGGGUUAAAAAGUUUGUCCUAUUUGACAAAAUGAAGGAUGGUUUUUCUGCCAAAAACCAGUUCCACAGAGUCUUCUAUCCUGGAGAUAAUUGGGAAGUAAUCCAAUUAUCUCCAAGGACAGAGGCAAAACUCCAUUAGCCACAUGGUAGCAAAAUACAAUAAAAUACAUAAAAAUGCAUAAACCAGGUACAUUCAACAUAUCCCCAGAUAGCUUAGAUCUGAGCUCAAAUUAUUUCUGAAUGGCGCUCAGAUCACAUACCUACAGUUCAGUUGCCAUGGAGCCAAAGUCUUUCACAUAGUCUUUCAUUAUACGAAUGGGCUCCAUGGCAUAGCUAUCUGGGGUAACACUGCUCACAUAGGGAAAGUACCGAACGACCCGGCUUUCAGGUCUUUGAAGGGGAAAAUCCAGCAUUUCAACAUGGGGCCAGUCACAGGGCAGGAGGCUGGCAAUCAGUCUUCUCCAAUGCCCAGUGGCGAGGCUGGUUCCGCCACAAGAUAUAAUGCUGAUUUUUUUAAAACAAGUAAGUCCAUUCCUAUUUUUUUUCCCAGGGUGCCAAAGGAAAGUCUGUAUCCAGUACAUGCUCUUUAGGUAACUGAGGUAUGAAUUUUUGGCAAGUCCGGCAUUGAGUGAUCAUUGUCUCAAUGUUUUCAUUCAUGUUGGGCCAGUACAAAAUGUCUCUAGCUCUUCUUUUGGUCUUUUCUAUACCUGAAAGACCAUCAUGUAGUCUUUUCAGUAUUUGACUUUGCAAACUCACUGGUACAAUAAUCUUCUGUCCUUUCAAAAGCACCCCUUUUAUUAAAGAAAGUUCAGAAAUGUAUGGUUUAUGCAGUGUUGGUAUUAGUGUCUUAGAUUUGCCACUAGAAAAUGCUUUCUUCACUUGACUUAUAAGAGCAUCCUUUUCUGUAGCCUGUACAAUUGCUGUCCACAUUGCAUGACUAAACUAAAUCAAAGUUGAGAAUACUCUUCCAUACAAAUAAACAUUACAUUUUUCACAUCCAUAAACUAGUCCCAGUUUUGCUUUUUCAAUUUGUGCACAUGAUUUUUCUGUAUCCGUCGAUGCCCUUGAUGCAUAAGCCACAGGCAUCCAUCCCGAGACUUGAUUUUGAAAUAGAACUGCGCCCAAUCCAUUUUGUGAAGCAUCAGUUGACAACUUUGUUUUUGCUUUUGGAUCAACGAAUUGCAGAGUUGGUGCAGUAGUAAGCAUUUCCUUCAAUAACUUACAUUCUUUCUGACAAUUCACUGACCAUUCCCAGGUGUAGAUUUUUCUGAGUAGUUGGCGCAUUAGUGCAGUUUUGUCUGGUAAGUUAGGUAUGAUCUUGCCAAGGUAUAUCACCAUUCCCAGUAAGCGUUGUAUAUCCUGCUUAUUUUCUGGCUGUGGCAUUUCAGUAAUUGCCUUAAUCUUUUAUUAUGUCUGAUAAAACACCAUCUCCAGUGAGUUGUUCUCCCAAAAUAUUGAAUUGAAGUUUUUCUGAAUUGACACUUUGUCUUAUUGAACUUCAAAUUAUUUUUCUUAGCAACGUCUAAGACCAUCUUCAGUCUUUCAUCAUGUUCUUGCUUGGUUUUACCCUAGAUCAGAAUAUCAUCAAUAAAUACAGUUGUGUCUGGUAUUCGUUCUAGAAGUUGCUGCAUUGUACUAUGAAACACUUCCGGUGCCGAACACAAACCAAAGGGCAGUUGUUUGUAACAGUACCUCCCAUAAGGAGUAUUGAAAGUGCAGAGUUUCAUGCUUUCCUCCUCCAGUGGAAUCUGGCAAAAUCCUGGUGAUGCAUCCAGUUUGCUGAAUACUGUUGCUCCACCUAACUCCCCAAGCAAUUCUGGUUUUGUUGGUAAGUGGAAGUGUUUCUCUUGAGAUGCUUUUAUUCAGUUCUUUGGGAUCAGUACAGAUUCUGAGACCCCCAUCCGUUUUUUUCCACCAACACCAUUGAAUGAACCCAUUCAGUAGGCGUCUUGAUUUUCUUUACAAUAUCGUUUUCUUCCAUCCUGGCAAGUUCCUAUUUAAGACGAUCCCACAGAGCAACAGUAACAUUUUGCAUGGCAUGCACUACUGGAUGAAAACGUUCUUUUAGUUGUAUUUUUUGUUGCAUUGGAAGACAUCCGAUUCCUUCACAAACUUCAGCAUAGUCUGUUUUUAAAGCUUCUAUGUCCUCUUCUUUAUUCGUUCCAUCAAUGGCAUUUACCCUUUGAAUCAGGCCUAAAGUUUCACACAUAUGAAGACCCAGUAAAGCUGGUUUGUUUCCUGAAACUACCAGAAUAUUUUAUGCGUUUGAUUUCAAUAUUCCAGGAACACACUGCACUUGCCAAGCACUGGGAUAACCUCCCCAUUAUAUGUCUUUAGUUUGACUGAGCUUUUCAGAAGUUCUGGUUUGUUCUUCAGUUUCAAGUCAGUGACAUACUCCUCAAUAAUCCCUAUUUCAUUCUGCAUUUUACAUCUGAAAAUAUACCUUUCAUAGGCUUCAUUGCGUCUAGAUACACAGUAUUGUUCAAAUUUGUCUAGAACAACCCGAUAAUCAUCCCUUUUUUCAUCUGUAAAUAUGAAGGUGUUGUACAUAUCUAUUGCUACCGAUCCUGCUACAGUCUGAAAAAGUGCAAUCUUUUGUUCAUUAUCUUGCUCCUUAGUUCCUAUAACUCUAACAUAUAGCUGGAAUCUUUGCUUAAACCUCAGCCAUUACCAGUCAUUUUUAAUUCUGGUGGAGGAUUUAACUUUUCCAUCUCUAUGUUACUGACUGUUGAUUUAUUUUGCUAUGAAUUAUGCAGUAUAAAUGGAUAAGACUGUAGUGCUCCUCUGUUUGGAAUCACAGGCAAUUUUACAUGUAAUAAUGCACUUACUCAGUUCAUGGGAAGCUGUUGUAGUCACUGCGUGAGCUUUGGCCCAUCUCAUUUUAUUUGCUGCAAAGAUGAUCUAUGGAUUCCUUAGACUCCUUGCAUGUCAGUUCAGAUGGAAGCAGGGGACUCCUUAUUCUGGCACAUGUCUUCAUAACUGUAAACUUUUUUAAGAAUGGCCACCCACACUCCCACAAUGCAAGAGCCACUUUCUGACUGUACCAUUGUGCUAAUAACAACAGGUUAGAUAUGGUUCAUACCAACUGAUAAUCUCAAUAUCACACCAGGUGCUCAGUUGUAUUAUACAUACACAAGUGAUCACUCAUAGGCACAUAAUCAGAUACUUACAUAGGUGGUCACUCAAAGCCACACCCACAAGCACUUACAUAGGUGCUGAUUGUCAUACACAGGAAAUCAUAACAUUCAGAACAACAGGCGGAUGAGUAUUAGGGACUUUAACUUGUGAAUUGGUGAAUGGUGUCGGGAGCAAAGAUUUGGCUUAAUUUCUCAUGGUAGCUCUGUUUGGAAUGGAAAUAAACUGUACAAAAAAGAUGGUUUGCAUCUUUCUCAAAGGGGAACACAUUUUCCAGUGAGCAGUUCAGAGGUUUUGCUAGGAUGUAUUUAAACUAGGUGGAGUGGGGUGAUGAUAAAUCAUCAAUCCAAUUGCCCCCAAAAACAAGGACAGAAGGUGCCUGUAGCAAGUAUGUUAAAAAAUGAUAAGCUUAGAGUCAUGUCUACAAAUGCUCGUAGUUUACGCAAUAAGAUCCAUGAACUUGUGGCAAUAAUGGCAACUGAUGUAGAUUUAGUCACUGUUACUGAGACAUGGUAUAAUGAGAAAAAUUACUGGGAUAAUACGAGGGUACUCUUUAUACAGAAAAAGACAGGGAAGGCAAGAAAGGGGGAGCGGUGGCCCUGUAUGUGAAGGAUAGCAUAGUGUCUAGCAUAAUAAAAGUUAGUGAGGCGAACAUAGAGUUCGCUUGGGUUACGUUAGAAUUUGGUAAUCUCACAGUAACUCGUGUAGGCGUGAUUUAUAGACCCCCAGGACAAACAGAAGAGUUAGACAGUUUACUAGUUGAGGAAAUAGCUAAAAUGACAAUGAAGGGGGAAGUUAUCAUCACGGGUGACUUUAAUCUUCCUGAUGCGAACUGGAAAACCAAAAUAGCUGCUUGUGCCAGCAGCACUUAUGCUAAACUCCCUAUUGGGAUUGUCUCUAAAACAAGUCAUUGAAGAGGCAACUCAUAAAGAGGCCAUACUAGAUUUAAUGUUAACAAAUAGAGAUUUGUUAGCAGAUAUUACUGUAGGUGAAAGUUUAAGAUCCAGUGAUCAUCAGUCAGUGUGCUUUAAUAUAAGAACAGUGACUGAGUCACACCACACAAAAACAAAAGUUCUAGACUUUAGAAAAACAGACUUUUCUAAAAUUAGAAUAUGUGUAAAGUAGUCAUUAUCAGACUGGAGCAAUUUAAAUGGAGUCCAAUAGAAAUGAGAUUAUUUAAAAGUUGCACUGUUGAAAGCAACAGAAAAUUGCAUUAGGCUUGUCAGUAAAAGCAAAAAAUGUAAGAAACUACUGUGGUACUCCGCAGAAGUGGCCAAAAUAGUAAAAAACAAAAACUUAGCUGUGGCGAAAGUGACCUCGCCACUGGAUUUUGGAGAGGCCUGUUUCCUUGCCUCCUACCCUGUGACUAUUGGCCCUGCAAUAUACCUUGCCCAAUACACUUUAAAAGGCUACAUUCAAAUAAUGUAAGUACUUUUCUACUCCAUAAAGAGAGACCGACCGCUGGCCCUAAUUCCCUGGAACUGUUUUGGACAUGAAGCCAUGCUUGCGGCUGGUCAAAAAGAGACUUCCAUUAAACUUUUGAACCCCUGCUGGGGGAUUUUUGGAUAUGUUGUUCACCCAGAUCAGGGCUCUCCGGGGAUGUUUACACUGCAGGGUUAAUCCAGCCUCUAGUGGCUGUCUCGCUGACAGCCACUAGAGGCCGCUUCCGUAAUUUUAAGUGAGAAAAUCACACUGAAAUGACGUUGGACGUCCUCACAGAGUCCAGCGUCAUUUCAGAUCCCCAUAGGAAAGCACUGAGUAAUGUUUUUCUAUGGGCAGGUUUGAAUGCGUGCGCGGCUCUGGCUGCGUGCAUUUGGCUCCACACGGGAGCUAACGUCGGCAUGGGGAGAAGAGGUCACCAGCACCAAGGGAGCCUGGUGCUGGAUUAAGGUAAUUGGCUGAAGGGGUUUUAACCACUUCAGCCCAGCGGGAAGGGAGCCCUGAGGGAGGGGGGACCUAUUAACCCUAUAGUGCCAGGAAAACGGGUUUGUUUUCCUGGCGCUAUAGUGUUCCUUUCAAUUAGAGGGGCAAAUGUUUAAAAAUAAUAUCAGGAAGUAUUACUUUACUGAGAGGGUAGUGGAUGCAUGGAAAAGCCUUCCAGUUGAAUUGGUAGAGCUUAACAUAGUGAAGGAGUUUAAGCAUGUGUGGUAUAGGCUUAAGGCUAUCCUAGAUAUAAGAUAAGGCCAGGGACUAAUGAAAGUAUUUAGAAAAUUGGGCAGACUAGAUGGGUCAUCACAUUCUAUGUUUCUAUCACUGACACACACAGACACAGACAUAGUGAAUAGUGUGUAGCCCACGGUCAUCCACAGCAAAUAAAUGUAUUAAUGAAUAUACAUAUAUUUUGAAAUACACUGAUUGUGUUACAACCUCCUUCAUGAAUAAGAUGCCUUGGCUUUGGGCACUGACUACUUCUUUAUUAGGUCACCUUUGCUGAAUAACUAGCACCUAAACACUAUAAAAUGAUAUGGGGAUAUAUGCGCUGCCAUGGUGCUUGUUUAGGACAAGAAAAUAAUUGUUAGUAGAUGAACAUUUUGUGUUGGAAUAGGAAUACAGCCAGAAACCAUUUUCAUCUAAAGAGUUUCAUCGAUAACAAAUGGACUUAAAGGACCACUAUAGUGCCAGGAAAACAUACUUGUUUUCCUGGCACUAUAGUGCCCUGAGGGUGCCCCCACCCUCAGGGUCUCACUCCCGCCGGGCUCUGGAGGGAGGAAGGGGUUAAACUUACCUCUUUCUCCAGCGCCGGGCGGGGAGCUCUCCUCCCUCUUCUCCUCCUCUUCGGCUGAAUGCGCAUGCGCGGCAGGAUCCGCGCGCGCAUUCAGCCAGUCCAUAGGAAAGCAUUCACAAUGCUUUCCUAUGGAUGCUGGCAUCUUCUCACUGUGAUUUUCACAGUGAGAAACGCGGAAGCCCUCUAGCGGCUGUCAAUGAGACAGCCACUAGAGGCUGGAUUAACCCAUUUAUAAACAUAGCAGUUUCUCUGAAACUGCUAUGUUUAUAGAAAAGAGGGUUAACCCUAGAUGGACCAGGCACCCAGACCACCUCAUUAAGCUGAAGUGGUCUAGGUGCCUAUAGUGGUCCUUUAAUCAUAAAUGUAUGAUUAAAUCUAUUUGUCAAGGACCGGUAAAUUAAAAGGACAGGGUUUUUUUACACUGUAUUCUGAGAUGAUGGUUUUAUAUUUUGCCAAAUAAAGUCUACCAUUUGAAGGUUACUCUUUCAGUCUCUGCUUCCUUUCUCCUUUCACCAAAACAACUUUAUCCUAAUGAAGCAGUUUUUUGUAUAAAUCAUGCCCCUGCAGUCUCACGGCUCAAUUCUUAGCCCUUUAGGAGCUAAAUCACUUUGUUUAUGCAGCCCUAGGCACACCUCCCUGCAUGUGACUUUCCUAAACACUUCCUAUAAUUAUCUAAUGUUUACAUUUAUUGCAAAUUCUGAUGAAUUUAGAAUUUCUUAUCUCCUGCUCUGUUAAUUAAAGUUCAGUUUACAGAGCAGGAGAUAAACACUUUUAGGUAAAUUACAUCUGAUUGAAAAUUAAACCAUUUUGUUUUCAUGCAAGCUACAUCAGUCACAGCCAGGGGAGGUAAAGGCAUUUAACUCCUAAAAGGCAGUGAAUUAGGUAGUGAAACUUUAGAGGCAUAAUAUAUACACCAAAACUGCUUCAUUAAGCUAAAGUCGUUUUGGUGACUAUGGUGUCACCUUAAGAUUGGGAUAGACGUAUAGUGACAUUCUUUUCAGAUAGAGAUGUAAAAGCUAUAACUCAAAACAAGUUGCAUUGUGCCAGAAUGUUCCCUUAAGUCGUCUGCUGCAUUUUCUUUGUACAUGCUACUCUAUAAUUUAAGUUACACAUUUUUCUUUCCCACAGAUGAUAAAACUCAACAUUGUACGUGUCAGUGAUCCACCUUUGCCUCAGUUGCCUAACUCAACAACACAGUGGGGCGUAGUGCAAGCUGGCCAUGCCAUAUUCCACCACUUUCACCUGUUUUUGGACUAUGCUACGCGUGUUCUGUUUCUGAUGAAAAAUAAGUUGUGA
Messenger RNA from Pelobates cultripes (western spadefoot toad), 44171 nucleotides. NCBI's taxonomy places the organism in Eukaryota, Metazoa, Chordata, Amphibia, Anura, Pelobatidae. The record is from the annotation of a GenBank genome assembly.